CUUGGAAAAGCGUCUUCACUCAAUCCUACUUUCAAAUCAACUUCGAAAAUUUCGAGAUAUGGCACCAGUCUUCGAAAACAAAGAGAUACUCGUGGUUUUUGUAUUGGGGGGACCCGGUGCGGGGAAAGGUACCCAAUGCACUAGGCUUGUGGCCGAAUACGGCUUCACUCAUCUUUCCGCUGGGGAUUUACUACGAAUCGAGCAGCAGCGAGACGGGUCUGAAUACGCACCGGUCAUUCAAGAGCAUAUCAAGGAGGGGAAAAUCGUACCGAUGGAAAUCAUCUUGAAGUUGAUGCAAGAAUCCAUGGGACGUUCCAUCGAGGACGGCCAUACCAAAUUCCUGAUCGAUGGCUUCCCUAGGGAGAUGGAACAGGCUAUCAAAUUUGAUGCUGAGAUCUGCGAGUCUGCUCUGGUCCUCUUCUUGACCUGUCCUGAGGAAAAACUUCUUCCCAGACUGAUCGAAAGAGGCAAAACAAGCGGCCGGGAAGACGAUAACGAAGAAAGCAUCAAGAAGCGGUUCCGAACGUUUGUGGAGACAUCAAUGCCGGUAAUUGAUUAUUAUUCAUCGAAAGGGAAAGUCGUUCAGAUUGACUCUUCGGGCACAGUGGACGAAAUCUACAAGGAUAUCCAGGCGGCCUUGGAUGCACAACUCGCCAGUCACACCUCCUUUCCGGAACCUUCUGAACCUUCAACAUCAUCAUCCACUUCAGCAGCUGCGUCCUCUGUUGCAGGUGAAGUGUCUGUCCCUGCAACCAGAAACAUAAAGCCCAUGGUUCCUGGUGAAACACCCAAACCAAGAAACUUGUAUUGAUUGUCCAUGUAUAUACAUACUUACCCUAGAGUCCCAAGUUGAAACCUCUGGAAGGUACCCUGAAUUUUGUAGGAACUCAUUAUUUCAAGAAAGUUUUGUAGCGCUUGAAUAUGGCAGAAGGCAGCAUGAAUUUUAAGAACCUUGCAGAAAACUCC
This is a messenger RNA of Puccinia graminis f. sp. tritici CRL 75-36-700-3, 966 nucleotides long. RefSeq names its product cytidylate kinase. The transcript has 5 exons. The record is from RefSeq and is a predicted model, not a curated record. Gene Ontology annotation, biological process: 'de novo' pyrimidine nucleobase biosynthetic process; UDP biosynthetic process; CDP biosynthetic process. Bases 59 to 811 code for a protein of 250 amino acids. Lineage: Eukaryota; Fungi; Basidiomycota; Pucciniomycetes; Pucciniales; Pucciniaceae. Gene Ontology annotation, cellular component: cytoplasm; nucleus. Gene Ontology annotation, molecular function: ATP binding; UMP kinase activity.